AUGAUAUCUGAAUUUUACGGUAGAUUUCUGACCGGCAAUGUGCAGCAUUUCUGUGUUCCGCAGCGCCUCAAGCCUCCCGGCCCUUCAUCGUCAGGUUACAGAGACUCCGGAGCUGAUAUAGCAUACAACUUGGGGCAAAAGAAGAGCGUCGACGUCAUUAAGCCGACAACCGAUCCCAACCCCACCCACGAUAGCGACUGGACGUUCCCAGACACCGAAGAUGGCAUACUUGAGGCCAUCCGAAGAGGGGCGACCCACCUUUGGGCCAACACUAUCGUCUUUGCUUCGCAUCCAUUGCAGACCUCGGCGUCGAUAGGAAAGUAUGCUGAUACUGUUCGUGUCGUUGGCCAGAGUCCGCUCUGUGUUGAUCGAUACGACAAUAAAGACUGGGUAAACAACCUGUUGCGAAAAUCCGACGGCUUCAGCAUGCCGCGCUCCUGGGCCAUACCGACUGGAUCUGCUCCAAGCGUCGAUGACCUCAAGAGACUACCGUACCCCAUCGUAGCGAAGCCAAUCCGCGGCCGCGGAAGCCAUGGCGUCAAAGUCUGCCGGAGCCCUGAGGAGCUGGCAGCACACGCGAAGAGUCUCGCUGAUGAGGACGCUGCCGUGAUGCUGGAAGAAUUUUUGCAGGGUGAGGAGGGCACUGUUACAGUUAUGCCGCCCACGGCGGAGAAGAAGGGGUACUGGGCGCUGCCUGUGGUAUCACGCUUCAAUCAUCAUAAUGGCAUUGCACCGUACAAUGGCACCGUUGCUGUCACAGCCAACUCCAAAGUCGUCCCUGAUUGUGAGAAGGACCCUAUCUAUGCGCAGGUAAUGAGAGAGUCAGAGCGGGCUGCUGAGCUUCUUGGUGUUACUGCUCCGAUCCGUAUCGACGUUAGACGCUAUAGUGACUCACCCGAUUCAAAAUUUGCCCUGUUUGAUGUCAACAUGAAACCGAAUAUGACUGGUCCUGGUAGACCUGGGCGUGAUGACCAAGCCAGCCUCACGAUGAUGGCAGCCUCUGCUCUAGGCUGGGACUACAAAGAACUCUUGGGACAGAUCCUUGCGACUUCGAGCACUUUGGCGACAUUGAGAGCCUUGCAGCCCAGAGAGAUCCCAUGA
Molecule: messenger RNA, 1101 nt
Organism: Diaporthe amygdali
Lineage: Eukaryota; Fungi; Ascomycota; Sordariomycetes; Diaporthales; Diaporthaceae
Exons: 4
Coding region: 1-1101 (366 amino acids)
Biological process (GO): peptidoglycan biosynthetic process
Molecular function (GO): ATP binding; D-alanine-D-alanine ligase activity; metal ion binding
Source: RefSeq, a predicted model, not a curated record